Messenger RNA from Symbiodinium natans, 2919 nucleotides. The record is from the annotation of a GenBank genome assembly. NCBI's taxonomy places the organism in Eukaryota, Dinophyceae, Suessiales, Symbiodiniaceae.
AUGGCCCGGCAUAUCCGGCGCAAGGGUGUGUCUGCUGGCCCCCUUCGUUCCAAGCAGUUCCCUAUGGGCUUGCCGUCCCUGAACGGAGUCGACCGGGCAAAGGUCGAGGCUGCAAACCAGAUUUACACUAAGCUGGGUCGUUUCCUGCAGGACUUGGGUCGUCGUGCCAUUCCUUGGUCUGUCGAGAAUCCUGAGUCGAGUAUGCUCUGGCAGCUGCCGUGUUUUCAGCCCUUGGUGCAGGACAACCAUGUCUUCUCCUUUGACAUGUGUUGUUACGGGGGGUCCCGCCUGACCCACAGGUCUUUGCUCACUUCGUGCUUUGGGCUUCGCCAUUUUCGCCAGCGGUGUUCCGGGGGACAUGAACAUUUGCCGUGGACACCAAAGGUUGCCCCAGGUGGAAAAGUGCACUUCCCUACGGCAGACGAAGCGGCAUAUCCGCGUCCGUUCUGCGUGCAAUUUGUGGCGCUCGUUUUCCGCCACCUUGGGCGGCCCUUGCCUGCCACGCCUGCCCCUCAGGUGUCAGCCCAGGCGUCUGCCUCUUCAGCUCGCCAGCCCCGUGGGCGCCGUAUCCCUCCUGUCAUGCCUGAGUUCAAGCGUGUGCUCGUGUAUCAGGUUGCUGCGUUGCCCCAGGUGGAUCACAAGCGUCGCUUGCUGCAACCUUUGCGGGAUGCCCCGGCGGGCUCCAAGCUUAUCUCCUCGACGUCUUUGCUCUCUGAAGUGGGGUUGAGUAGUGCCUCGGAGACAACGGUUCAGGCGGUUGCCGAGCUAGUUGAUUCGAGCUCGUCUGAGUCAGGUGACACUGCGUCUCCUGUGGGCCCGGAUGACCAGGCCAGCACGUGCUUUGAAGUGUCGCUGGGUGUGUAUGCUUCCCCCGAAGAAUUUGUGGAUGAAUGCCUGAACGUAGAGCACCCCUUUGAUCAGCUGCAUGCUGCGCCCGAUGUGCUCAAACAGUGCCUUUUUGACAUGCUGACCAAGGGGCCUGCUUGGGUCGUGGAUCGUAGGGCAAAGCUACUCAAGAAGUGGACCCAGUGGGCUCGCGACCUUGAGGCCGAGGAGGCAGGCCUUCGCAAGUCGUUAGACCUUGAGGUGGCAAAGGUGUUGCAAGGUAAAAGGCUCCUGCUUCUUGAGAAGAUUGCGUCGUCAAUCGGCUGGGUUGACAUGGGCGUUUUUGCUGAGCUUAGGAAGGGCUUUGAUUUGGUGGGGCAUGCAAAGCACACGGGAGUUUUCGCGCUUGAGUCCAGGCCUCCGAAGCUUCCUAAGGAUGACUUUCUUGCUGCCACAAAAUUUCUUAGGCCAGCCCUGCUGGGUAAGGUAAAAUCGUCGUCCAUGGAUCGUAAUGCACGUGAGCUGUGGGAAAAGACGAUGCAGGAGGUGGAGAGUGGUAUGUUGGAGGGACCUCUGUCGUCGCAGCAGCUGGAUGAUAGGCAUCCCUCUGGCUGGUUGCCCACUCGGCGUUUCGGGGUGGAACAGACUUCUGCUGCCGGGCGCAAGCUGCGGCCUGUUGAUGAUUUCACCGAGAACAAGGUGAAUCUUGCUUUUGGGUCUAUGGAUAAGCUGGACUUGAAUGCGCUUGAUCAACUUAUCUGCACCUGCCGCAUUUGGGCAAGGGCCAUGUGUGGGGGGCAUGAUUGUGAGCUCGUGCUUUCCUCGGGGCUUGUGCUAAAGGGCCGUGUGCAUCCUGGUUGGAAGAAGGCAGGGCAUCAGCCGCUUCUGACCACACUUGAUCUUCGAGCUGCUUACAAGCAGUUCGCAGUGUCAGCCGACUCGCGAGCUUGGGCAGUUAUCGCUUUGCUUAACCCUGAUACGCUGGUGCCGGGCCUUUUCGAGUCGAAGGCGUUGCCUUUUGGCAGCGCGGCCUCGGUGCUGCAUUUCAACCGCCUCUCGAGAUUGUUGUGGAGGUUGGGGGUUGAGCUUUUGAUCCCAUGGGGAAACUUUUUCGACGACUUCCCUGCAAUGUCACCGAGUGCCAUUUCAGACAAUACCAUGAGUACAAUGACUGCCUUGUGUUCCCUUCUCGGGUUCGCCUUUGCUGACGAUAAGCUCAGCCCCUUCCAGCCUGCUGCCACCAUGUUGGGGGUUGAGGUCGAUUGUUCAAGGUGUGAUGAGGGUUUGGUGCUCGUAAGGAACAAGCCUGGUCGUGCUGAGGAACUCGUGGUGUCUCUUGAGGAGUUUCUGCGCGAGGGAGUGAUCUCUCGAAAGCGUUACCUCAGUCUCAUGGGUCGACUCCACUACACUGAUUCGUACAUACUUGGUAAGUCGGGCCGUUUGAUCAUGGCGGACAUUCGCUCGUGGGCAAGAGGGCAUUGUUCCGAUGAGUUGGUCUUGGACGAUGCAGCACGGGAAUCGCUGCGUCUGUUCAUUGCGCGUCUCCGUGCUUGUGAGCCUCGCCAGGUGCCUUGUGGAGUGGCGAGCCACGUUGUGCACGUCUUCACGGAUGGCGCCAGCGAGGGUGAGGUGCACUCGAUUGGUGGGGUCCUUGUAGUGCCAGGACGGCUGCAUUCUUGCUUUGGGUCUCUUGUUCCCGAUCAUUUGAUCAGCAAAUGGACCUCCACGAUGCGACACAUUAUCGGGCCGGUUGAAUCAUAUGCAGUUGCGGUGGCAAGGAGAGUUUGGCACCAGUUCAUUGCUUCGCAGCGCGCUUUGUUUUUCAUCGAUAAUGUGCAGGCACAAGAUUCCUACAUAAAGGGCACCUCUGCCAACCCUUACGUGCGGGAAAUCCUCCUUUCUUUUGAGGAGUCGGAAAAACUUUCCCCUUCCUGGACGUGGUUCGCCCGUGUGGCGAGUCCAAGCAAUGUCGCAGACGAGCCGUCACGUGCUGCCUUCGAGUUUUUGCAUAAGGCUCAAUGUCGCAGGGUCACUCCCUCGUGUCCCAUCAGUGGUUUUGACCUUGUGGAUCUUGGCGCCCUUGGAAAAAUUUGA